This is a messenger RNA of Trichomycterus rosablanca, 2868 nucleotides long. RefSeq names its product eukaryotic translation initiation factor 4 gamma 1-like. Gene Ontology annotation, cellular component: eukaryotic translation initiation factor 4F complex. The transcript has 20 exons. Gene Ontology annotation, molecular function: protein binding; translation initiation factor activity; mRNA binding. The record is from RefSeq and is a predicted model, not a curated record. NCBI's taxonomy places the organism in Eukaryota, Metazoa, Chordata, Actinopteri, Siluriformes, Trichomycteridae. Bases 1 to 2823 code for a protein of 940 amino acids.
AUGUCACCUCAUUCUGUAGAUGCAGUGGUCCAGACUAUCAUUGAUCAUGUAAAACCUGCUACUGCGCUUGGAGGACCAUUAGAGAGUGUUGAAGAUUCUGCUCCCACUGAGAACACAGGAUCAGAUGAAGACGACGUCCAAGAAACUGAAGAAGACUUGGAGAAGAUCAAGCCUGAGCAGGACCACCGUAAUCAAAAUAAAGUGCAGCAGAGGAAGAAAUAUAGUCGCGACUUUCUGCUGGACUUGCAGCUGAGCCAGUUAAGCCUGAAAAAACCCAAAGUCCAGCAGCACGUUCCUGAUGUUGUACUGGACCAGCCGCUGCUACAGCAGUUGUACCUGAGAGACCAGAUGAAGGAAUUCAAACCCUCAGUUAGUAACCUGGACAGCACCAUUCCUGAGCCUGUUAAUGUUCAGGAGGUAAAGAUCAAUGAGGAGAACGUCGCCCUCAAGUCGGAGCAUUGUGAACAAAAUAAAGUGCAGCAGAGGAAGAAAUAUAGCUGCGACUUUCUGCUGGACUUGCAGCUGAGCCAGUUAAGCCUGAAAAAACCCAAAGUCCAGCUGCACGUUCCUGAUGUUGUACUGGACCAGCCCCUGCUGCAACACUUGUUCCUGAGAGACAAGAUGAGGGAGUCCAAACCCUCAUCAUUUAAUAACAUGGAAAGACCCCUUUCUGGGCCUGUUGAAGAGCCAGAGAAGAAAACUGACAUUUCCCAGCACCCUGAAUCCAAUAAGCUCCCGCUGAAGAUCAAAUAUAACCGGGAGUUCCUAUUAAAUCUGCAGAUGACCAGUGCAAGUCUGCAGAAGCCUAAAGUAAUGCUGGACAUCAAGAACAUUGUACUGGACAAGCCACUUCUACAGCAGCUGACCUUAAGGGACCAGAUAAUUUCUGGAAAGAAAGUGGAUCCCUUGAUAGCAAACCCAGCCAGUCAGAAAAAGGAAGGUGAACGAGAACUGAGAGACCAACAUAAAGAGCAGCGCAAAGUCAUCAGCAUCUCUCUGAACGACAACGUGCAGCUUCACAAGGCUGAGAAACCCUGGAAGCCGGCGUUAAAAAAGAGCUGCAACGAAGACAAAGAUCUGGAGGCGACUAAGACUCAGGAGCUGUUUCAGAAAGUGUGCAGCCUCCUGAAUAAAAUGACACCAGAGAAGUUUCAGCAGCUGAUGAAACAACUCACCGAGCUCCCCAUCAACACAGAGGAGCGUCUCAAAGGUGUAAUCGAACUCAUCUUUAAAAAAGCAGUUGCUGAGCCAAACUUCUCCACCAUCUACGCCAAAAUGUGCAGUGGCCUGAUGGAACUUAAAGUGCCCACAUCAGAGGAUUCAGGAUCCACAUUGGACUUUAUUAAACUGCUGGUCGGUCACUGUCAGAAGGAGUUCGAGAAGGACGAGAAAAAGCUGAAAGAUCUGGAUGAAGCUAAAGAGGAGAACGAGCAGCAGUUAUUAAAAGAAGAGCUGGAGGAGAUUAAGCUCAAAGCUCGCCUCUGUUCCCUCGGAAACAUCAAAUUCAUGGGGGAACUUUAUAAACAGAAGAUGCUAACGGACCAGUUCAUCCACAAAUGCAUCGUUAAGCUGCUGGAGAAUAACAAUGAGGAGAGCUUAGAGUCCCUCUGUAAACUGCUGUCCACUGCUGGAAAGAACCUUGACCUGAACAAUGAAAAGCAUCUUCUGGACUGCUACUUCAAUCAGUUGGGAACAAUGAUAAAGGAUAGAAGAACCUCUUCCCGGAUCCGUUUUAUGAUUCAGGAUGUUUUGGACCUCAGAAAGAACAACUGGAUUCCCAGGAAGGGCGAUCAGGGCCCAAAAACUAUCAAGGAGGUGCAUAAAGAUGCUAAAUUAGAGGAGAACACGGAGCAGCUUAAAGUCCAGCAAAAGCUGCUUUUUAAAAAAAAAUCAGGUAGACAAAGUAAAGGACAGGCUCAGAAUAAAAGCUGGAACACAAAGCCUGUCUACACCAGAAAACCACCCAAUGAUGGAUCUCACCAAGGCAAAAUCAUCAAACCUUGUGCCUUUAACAAUGUGGUUGUGACCUCUGGACAAAAGGAUCUUCAGAGAAGUCGGACGAACAACAGAAGAUCCGAAGACUUUAGGUCACACACCCACUUCGGUGUAAAGAGAAAGAACCAGUCAGGUAAUGGAGACGUACAAUGUGUCUCCAACAAAGUAGAAAUUAGAAAAGACAGCAAAGAGAGUGCAGUAGUGAAGCGUGAAUUGACUCCAGCACCACCCACUCCUGCCAAAGCCACACUGUGUAAAGAGCAGCUGGAGAAGAAAUCAGUGGCUAUUAUUGAGGAAUAUCUGCACAUUAAUGACCUGAAGGAGGCGCUGCAGUGUGUCCAGGAAAUGGACAGCGAGUCUCUGCUCUUCGUGUUUGUACGGAUUGGUGUAGAGACGACACUUGAGCGCAGCGCCAUUGAACGAGAACGUCUGGGUCUCCUGCUGUACCAACUAAUCAGAGGUCGAAUUUUACCAGCUGAGCAGUAUUUCAAAGGGUUCCAGGAAAUUCUGGAGGUAGCUGAAGACAUUGCAGUUGACAUUCCUCAUAUUUGGCUGUACCUCGCAGAAACAAUCACACCAGUGCUGCAGGAUAAAGGGAUUCCAAUGGCUCAGCUCUUCAGAGAGGUGGCUAAGCCACUGCUGACUAUGAAGAAAGCUGCUACACUGCUGGUGCAUAUCAUCAACCAGCUGAGUAAGAAAAUGAGCUAUAAACACGCCCGAGGAUUGUGGAAUGAAGCUGGACUCAGCUGGAAGGACUUUCUUCCGGAGGGUGAAAAUGAGAACAAGUUUGUGAUGGAACAGCUGCCUCCAGAAUGGACCACCAUGUAACACCAACUGGAACCAGACAAAAAUAAAUAAAUAAAAUAAAGCUGC